This is a messenger RNA of Salmo salar (Atlantic salmon), 2905 nucleotides long. The record is from RefSeq and is a predicted model, not a curated record. NCBI's taxonomy places the organism in Eukaryota, Metazoa, Chordata, Actinopteri, Salmoniformes, Salmonidae.
CAGAAACGGUGGAGGAGUUUCGCUAUUCUGCUACUGUAAAAUCUUAGCGUAGUGAAUCGCUAGGAGAGAUACAGGGGAAUAACGGAGCCGAAUUCACGAGCGUUCCCCGAUAAUGCUAUUUUGAAAUUAUAGUGACUGAAUAAAGUUUUUCUACAUGAGAUGGACUAUUAGUACAGACAAAAGUUUGUAUUUGCCUAGGCUUUGAAGAGUUUGCGAGCAGCUACCUAACUAGCUAUGCUAACGUUAGCUAGCGAACUAGAUAUAACUGUAAACAUGGUUUAAAUUGGUUUCUCACUUGACGUUAUAUUGCAGUAAUUUUAAUUUAGUAUGAAUUAUUAUUUUAUGAAUGUGUGUCUGUCGUAGAUAACGUAUUUAGGAUACAUUUAUGCUUGGAUUCAAACAGCCGCAGUGUGUACACAAAUCAAACAUCAGCAGAGGCAGCUACUUCUGUUAAUGUGAUUGUGAAUAUCCGGAAAACCCUCCAGAUGAUGGAGGAGCAGUGGAGACGUGGCAUGCCCCUGUCAGAUCGAAUGGAAAAUGACUCCCCAGCCGAUAUUGGCCCAGGGUCCCCGACCACAGCGGCCCCGUUGGGCUCCAACGCCUCCUGGGUGCCAGACACCCCCCUGGUGACCCCUGAGGAACCAUACUUCCUCAUGACCUCCACUGCCCAGACCGUGUCAGGGUUCUUUGUCUGGACAGCCCUGCUAAUAACCUGCCACCAGAUCUACAUGCACCUGCGCUACUACAGCUCUCCCAAUGAGCAGAGGCACAUAGUUCGCAUCCUCUUCAUCGUUCCCAUCUACGCCUUUGACUCGUGGCUCAGCCUCCUCUUCUUCACUAACGAAGAGUACUACGUCUACUUUGACACGGUCCGCGACUGCUACGAAGCGUUUGUGAUCUACAACUUCCUCAGCCUGUGUUAUGAGUACCUUGGAGGGGAGAGCGCCAUCAUGGCUGAGAUCAGAGGAAAGCCCAUUGAGUCCAGCUGUGUGUACGGAACCUGCUGUCUCUGGGGAAGGACUUACUCCAUUGGGUUCCUCCGAUUCUGCAAACAGGCCACUCUACAGUUCUGUGUGGUGAAGCCUCUGAUGGCCAUGAUCACGGUCAUCCUGCAGGCCUUUGGGAAGUACAGAGACGGAGACUUCAAUGUGGCCAGUGGGUACCUGUAUGUGACCAUCAUCUAUAACUUCUCUGUCAGCCUGUCUCUCUACGCCCUCUUCCUCUUCUACUUCGCCACCCGCAACCUGCUGGUCCCCUACAGCCCCAUGCUCAAGUUCCUCAUGGUCAAGUCUGUCAUCUUCCUCUCUUUCUGGCAGGGUAUGCUGCUGGCCAUCCUGGAGAAGUGUGGAGCCAUCCCUAAAAUCAACUCUCCCGAAGUGUCAGUGGGGGAGGGCACGGUCGCCGCCGGCUACCAGAACUUUAUCAUCUGCAUUGAGAUGUUCUUUGCCGCUGUGGCCCUGCGCCACGCCUUCACCUACAAGGUCUACAUGGACAAGAGGCUGGACUCCUACGGGUCCUUUCCUAUUUAUGGACAGUACGGUCGCUGCGCCCCAAUGAAGAGCAUCUCCAGCAGUCUGAAGGAGACCAUGAACCCCGGAGACAUGGUGCAGGACGCCAUCCACAACUUCUCCCCAGCCUACCAGCAGUACACACAGCAGUCCACCCUUGAGCAGCGCGGAGGGGCGCCGGUGUCCCGCAGCCACAGCAACGUCAGCACCCGCGACAACGAGAAGACCCUGCUGCUCAGCUCCGAAGAUGAGUUCUGAGCCCCCCUACACACCGACCGGUGGUACUACUGGGGGGUGGAGACGGGAGGGGCUUUAUGGACUCUACUAUAGUGCCAUACCAAAUCGACAGGCUUGAGUCCUUUGGCUGAUCCACUUCAUUGCGUACAUGAACAUAGUACUCAUAUUCCUCAGUCUAUAUUGACAAUACAAGCAACCUACUACAGAGGUCCAUUGCCACAUACCACUGCCAAUAUGGAUCAAUACAGAUACACACACACACACACACACACACACACACACACACACACACACACACACACACACACACACACACACACACGUGCAUAGACCAUUCCCAGGUGUCUCCAGGCUGUGUGUUAACACUACAAAGGCCUUCCACACAGAGAAACACCCACUGCUGUAUAAUUGAAAUAUUGUCAAUUAUACAGCAUCCCCCCUCACCCUCCUGCCAGCUCUGCCUCUUGCUGAAAUGUUGCCAAAUAGAGGGAGAUCCCGCUUGGUCAGCAGGACCCUCUCUAACUUAAGAUUUAGAUUUCAGAGUGACUUGGAUAAGACACCCUGAAAUCACUGUAUAUUUUGAUGUUUAUUGACCUGAUGGUAUUCUUCUCAUUUUAAACUAAUCUAUUAUGAAGGGAGGUUAUUAUUAUAUGAUGUGUGUUAGUGUGUGUUGGCGUGAACAGGAAGGUACAGUGAGGAUAAUAUAAUUGGGGGGUUUUGGGGGUCAUUUCGGGUGUCUCCCGGAAUGUUAUGGUUGUUGUUGACGACGUAUUGAGGGAACAGCUGUUGACAGAGUUUUGGUGUGGACGUCUAACAUCACUCACGCGGAUUACAGCUGAAAGAGGAACGGGCUUCUUAGCAGAGCUGGACCCGGCCACAGCAGACAGGAUUAUAAUCCCGUAAUUGGGGCAUUAUGUGCGGUACAGAUCAGGCAUGUUUUUACCAUCACGUUGGUCUAACGGUCAUAUCGCGCCGAACUGCGCAUGUGCAGACCGUCUAAUGAAAUGAUGUCUUUUGAUGUUUUUUGGACGAAAAUGAAAAUGUCACUUUGAGGAGGUUGGAGUAAUAACAUUUUCAACUACUUAAGACAGUGGCUCGAAUCUAGGUUGUGUCUUUAGAUUGAGAAAAUAAACAACUAAGUUCACUGUUCUCAUCUCAAA